AUGGAUGUCCUCCUGCAAGAGGAGCUGCACCGAGAGCACACCUGGGAGCAGCUCCUCUGCCUCGUGCACCAGUAUCAGGAGGUCCAAGACACCUCCAGGGUGACCAAGGCGCGAGAAGCUAGGGAGAGCUGGGGCCGCCUACAGCCUUUUUGCUGCCUCUCGCCCCUGCAGAGAGGAGAUGCCUGCAAGCACUUUGGCUCCUUGGUGGGAUUGCUGGCGCCGCUGACGUGUGACCCUAUGCCCACGUCCCGCCAGUUGGCCGUCACCUGCCUGAGCUCCCUUCUGCGAAUGCAAGCCAAGGCGACCAACAGAGUCAUCGAGACAGGAGACAUCGGGAGCCUGUGUGAGGGGCUGAAUGCCUGCAGCACCAUCUCUCAGCUCCAGUCCUCAUCCAAAAUCGCGAGGGUCUUUUGCAGCAGCUUCCCCCUGGAACACGCCGUGGACUUCAUGACGGCCAUCAGGGAGACCUUCCGGGAAGCCAAAGGGACGCGUGCGCGUGCUGCUGGGAAGUGGAUGAUCACCUUUCUGCAGAUGUAUGGAAAGGACAUCCACUGGGACGUGCCACUGAUCCUCUACAUCCUGCGCAGCUGCGUGCGCUCCAUGCAGCAGAGCGUGUUCCUGCCCAUCCUGUGCCAGGCGGUGGUCAUCCUCACACGCUGUCACGCAGAGCUCGCGAUUGACAACUUCUUCCGGCUGCUUGAGCCCACAGACAGUGACACGUGGAGGAAAAGAAUAAGAGCAUUUUCUCUUCGAGAGGGGAGCCGGUAGAGGAAUGCAAAGAACAGGAAAGCCGAGCUAAAAA
Molecule: messenger RNA, 802 nt
Organism: Numida meleagris (helmeted guineafowl)
Lineage: Eukaryota; Metazoa; Chordata; Aves; Galliformes; Numididae
Product: maestro heat-like repeat-containing protein family member 2B
Exons: 6
Coding region: 1-768 (255 amino acids)
Cellular component (GO): cytoplasm
Source: RefSeq, a predicted model, not a curated record